UAGGAAAUGUAGGAAAAAUCAAAACUCCGAUGACUCUUUUAGUAAAAAUCUAGCUGAAUUGUAGAAAUGGAUAAAGUUAUUAAACUUAAUAAUCAGACAUCUGGUCGUGAUAAAUUGUUUAGACUUUUCCAGUACAGUAGCAAAAUUAUAUGGGCCAGUUUGGAGAAUAAGAAAAAAGACAAAGAUAUUAUAAAUAAACUCAAAACAUUAGAGUCUUCUUUAAGUACAGCAAGAAAACUGUUCAGAUUUGGCCGAAGUGCAGACACUUUAUAUUCUGCUCUUAGUAGUCUUCAUUUAGAUGAUCCUCAUUUGCGGUUUUCUAUAACAUUUUCUAGAAUAAACAUGGCACUGUACUUAUUUUCUGACCAUAUUAUAUGGCUGGGAAGAACUGGACUUUUAAACAUUGACAAAGACAAAUGGUCAAAGUUGAGUUAUCAAUUAUGGUUAUAUUAUCUAACUAUGAACUUAUAUAGAGAUAUUUAUGAAAUAAGUUCUAUUGUGAAUAGAUGGAACAGUGGGGACCUAAAUACGGAGCUUCAAUGUGGUAAAAAGAAGCCAAGUAAUUCUCUUAUAUAUAAACUUAACAUGUUGUGUAAGUUGCUGAAAUUACGUAAAGAUUUAGCUCUAGAUAGCAUUAAGAAUGCUUGUGAUGUAUGUCUACCCCUUGCUCAGCUGGGAUACUUAAAAAUUUCUCCGCGUGCAAUUGGAGUGCUUGGAACUAUUUCAUCUUUAGCUGGUAUACUGCCCUUAUUAGACCCUUCAUACAAAAUGUCUCCAUAGUUUUACUACAAGUUAAAAUAGGAGCUACGUUAAUAUCAGAAGCAGUUUUUAACAUUUUAAGUUUUUAA
Messenger RNA from Uloborus diversus, 848 nucleotides. It is a transcript of the gene Pex11ab, whose product is annotated as peroxisomal membrane protein 11B-like. The transcript is spliced from 3 exons. Lineage: Eukaryota; Metazoa; Arthropoda; Arachnida; Araneae; Uloboridae. Gene Ontology annotation, cellular component: peroxisomal membrane. Bases 67 to 780 code for a protein of 237 amino acids. The record is from RefSeq and is a predicted model, not a curated record. Gene Ontology annotation, biological process: peroxisome fission; regulation of peroxisome size.